Messenger RNA from Leptopilina heterotoma, 2356 nucleotides. Its product is annotated as sodium- and chloride-dependent GABA transporter 1-like. Gene Ontology annotation, biological process: sodium ion transmembrane transport. The record is from RefSeq and is a predicted model, not a curated record. Bases 242 to 2095 code for a protein of 617 amino acids. NCBI's taxonomy places the organism in Eukaryota, Metazoa, Arthropoda, Insecta, Hymenoptera, Figitidae. The transcript is spliced from 15 exons. Gene Ontology annotation, cellular component: membrane. Gene Ontology annotation, molecular function: glycine transmembrane transporter activity.
ACAAAAUAAUAAAUAAAUGAAGAAAUAAAUAAAAAAUAAUUAAAUACAACUUUUUUCCAUGUCUAAUAAAGUUUCUAAAAAAAAGUUAUUAAUUACUUGAAUAUAUUUUCUUAUCACAUCGAAGAAAGGAAAAACCAAAAAAAAAUGGAAGAUUUUGUGUGAUUGGAAAUUUAAAAAAAUUAUUCCAAGUGUUUUGAAAUUUUUUAAUAAACAAACGACGACGGCAUAUUUAAAAAAAAAAAUGAAGAACGAAUGUCAAGAUGAGGAAAUUUCAAGUGAAAAUUAUCACUGCAACGAAACGACAAAGAUUAAUUUAUUAAUCGACAAGAAGAUAAAGGAUGAAACAAAUUUCGAGCCCGAGAGAGGAAAUUGGGCUAGUAAAACGGAAUUUUUAUUGUCGUGUGCCGGAUAUGCAAUUGGAAUAGGAAAUGUAUGGAGAUUUCCAUAUUUGUGUUAUAGAAAUGGAGGAGGAGCUUUUCUAGUACCAUAUUUAUUGAUGCUAUUUUUUUGUGGCAUUCCAUUAUUUUUUAUGGAAUCAUCAAUGGGACAAUUUAGCAGUACCGGUUGUAUAACACUCUUUCGAAUGAGUCCCAUUUUUAAAGGGGCAGGUUUUGCAAUUGUUAUAGUAAAUUUAAUUUGCACAAUGUACUAUAAUGUGAUAAUUGCCUAUCCACUAUUAUUUAUGGCAAUGUCAAUUAAAAAUAAAUUACCAUGGAGUGAUUGUGACCAUCCGUGGAAUAGUGAAAACUGCCUAAAACUGGGCGGUGAUAUUCAAGGUCACAGGAACGCAACUAGUCAAAUAGGAAAUUUAAAAGCAAAAACACCUGCCGAUGAAUUUUUUCAUAACGAAAUUCUACAGAUAUCGAGUGGAAUCAAUGAAAUUGGAGGUAUUGUGUGGCCAGUUUUCGUCUGUAAUUUAAUAUCGUGGAUUAUUGUUUAUCUAUGCAUUUGUAAUGGCGUGAAAACUGUCGGCAAGGUUGUUUAUUUUACUGCAACUUUCCCCUUUGUUAUUCUCUUUGUUCUCCUAAUACGCGGAAUCACAUUACCCGGAGCGAUGGACGGAAUUUUAUUCUACAUUUCUCCCGAAUGGUCUCAAUUAACAAAUCUUAAGGUUUGGGCUGAUGCAGCUAUACAAAUAUUCUUCUCACUCGGCCCUGGAUGGGGUGGAAUUGUUAAUAUGGCAAGUUACAAUCCUUUCAAGAACAACAAUCGAAUGGACUCCAUCUUUGUACCGAUUUUAAAUUGUGGGACAAGUAUUUUUGCUGGAUUCGUAGUAUUUUCAAUUCUGGGCUUUAUGUCCUACAAAACGGGACUUCCGGUUUCAAGUGUUGCAACUGGCGGUCCUGGACUGGCAUUUGUGACAUAUCCAGAGGCAAUUACAAUGCUUCCCUUUCCUCAACUGUGGGCGAUUUUAUUCUUUUUUAUGCUUUACUUACUCGGAAUGGACAGUUGCUUUGUACAAAUAGAGGCCAUUAUUUCUAGUGUGACUGACGCCUAUCCAAAAUUGAGGAAUCAUAAGCAUCGAGUGACUGCAGUUUCGAUAUUUAUCAUGUUUUUGGGAUCAAUUAUUUUUGUUACUAAUGGUGGAAUGUACAUUUUACAAUUAUUCGACUGGUAUGCAGCCUCUAUCUCCGUUAUGUUAAUUUGCUUCGUCGAAGUAUUAAUUGUCGGAUGGACUUAUGGUUGUGAAAAUUUCGUGAGAGAUGUGGAAUUUAUGAUUGGAGAGAAACUUCAUUUUUGGUGGCCCCUCUGUUGGAAAUAUAUUACACCCUCAAUAUUAUCUUUUAUAUUCGUCACGACAAUUAUUUUUAACACGAGGGUAAGUUACAAUGGAAUUAAUUAUCCCGAAUGGGCAAUUGCAAUUGGUUGGGGUUCCUGCUUAAUCAGUAUGAUAUGCAUUCCAGGAUAUAUGAUUUACUAUCUUUUUAGCAAAAAGGGAUCAUUGAAGGAAAAUUUAAUUAUUGGCACAAAUCCAUCUGAAGAAUGGGGUCCUGGUGAUUCAAAAGAUCGUGCAGAGUGGAAAAAAUUUAUUCUUAAAAAUAGAAAAUCUUCAGUUGAUUCGAUAAGAAACGGAGUGAAUGUUACAAAAUUUUAAGAACUAUUUCCAAUAUACUAUAGAUAAUAAAAUUAAAGAUAGUUUAAUUUUUUUUUGAAAAUUUUUUCAACAAUUUUUUUGUAUCUAACUUUUAUUAUAUGUUGAUAACAAAUUCAUGAAAAAAGACAUUUUUUUCUAUUAAGAAUUUUUAUAAUUUAUACAAUUUACAUUAUUGAAUUUUUCUUUAGUUGCAUUAGUGAAUAAUAUAAAAUUCUUUAAGAUUCUACAUAAAUUUCAUAAGACAAUAUUAUAAAAUGUAAU